AUGCUUAAACCUCCAGCACCAGAUGAAGAAAUAAAUUUAAAUAAUGAAUCAGUUUUCAGCGUUUCAGAAAUCGCGACGAAUCAAGAAGAGAAAGGGAAUUUAAGUGAAAUGCUAAGAGACGAAUACAGUGCAACUGAAUGCCUUAUAAAUAAAGAAUAUGGAAGCCAUAUUGUCUCUCAAAGACAAAAAACCUCACAAUAUUUAGAAACAAAAACUCUUUUCAAAGCCCUUAAUGAAGCCACAGCACGAAAUACACAAAAAGAAAUCCAAUUAAAUUGCUUAUCAACACUCGUAUCUGAAUUAAAACAAGCGCAAUGAGGAGAUUCUGAUUUUUCUGCUUAUUCAGUAGCUAUAAAAAAUAGAAAUUUUUUUUUUUUAAUUUUUGAAAUUUUAAAAAAAAUAAUUUUCUCUUAUUUGGAAAAAAUUGAAAAAAUCAAAGGAGAUAUUAAUGAAAUGAAUGAAAAAAUCGAAGAAGAAUUGUUUGAAACUGAAAGACUUAAAACAAAAUUAGAAAUUAAAAGAAAAGAGAUGGGGGAAAGCAAAAAAUUGUCAGUUGAAACUGCUGAUGCUUUCAAAAGACUUACAACGAAUUAUACAGAAAUAAAAAAUGCUCAGUUUUUAGCUUUAAAUGAGCUCACAUCAGCACAAGGGCAAGUGAUCCAAUGCAAAAAUGAUGGAGAAAAUAUGAAAGAAUCUUAUAGAAGAGCUUAUGAUUUAAUGCUGAGAAAAAAAGAAAAAGUUGAAAAUCAAUAUCAAUCUUUAAUAGAAAGAAUCACCUAUGCGAGAAUGAAAAACAAAGCAAAAAAAGAAGCCAAAAUCAAUUUAAUAAAUGAGCUAGAAAAUGGAGUAAAAGAAAAAAUUAUUCCUAUUUAAAUUGCAAUUAUGCGAUAAUAUUAUAAAAAUAUAUUAACUUUUCUAUUUAAUUUUAAUAAGAGUAAUAUUAAAGAAUUAUCAAAGAUGAAUGCCCAGAAUUUAAAAACGUAUCACGAAAAAUUCAAAAUAAUUGAAGAAAUUUUAAAAACUCAAGGCUACCAUAUAAAUUUUAUGAAUGGAAUUGCUGAUGAAGAUACAUUAAAAAUAAUCGAAGGUUUUAAAGAAUUAAAAUCUCAUGAAAUUUCAUUAUCCACUAUGUUUACUGAGCUUACAAGCCAGCAUAUUCUUGACGAAAACUUGUGUGAGGAAUUAAAAAAUGAAUUAGAACUGCUAAAAAUGGACACAGACUUAAAUGAAAUACCUAAAAAUCCUAUGACUUAUAAUGAUAUUAGGUCAAGUCUUAAUGAUGUUACAGUAAAUUUUUCAGUUCAAGAAGCCCAUGGAAUUGAUAAUUUAAUUAUGAAAAUUUAUUAUAGAAUUUUCCCAUAGAUGGCGCUGUUUGCCCUUGAUUACCCAUGAGGAAAAAUUUUUUGGUUUGACCAAACCAUAUGGUACUGGUCGAACCAAAAAAUUUUGCCAGUAGGCAAAUCAAGGGCAAACAGCGCUAUCUAUGGGAAAAUUCUAUAUCAAGCACUUGGCGAUAUAAGCCAGUCAUUCAAAGUUUUGGGGCUAAUUAAAAAAUACAGUAACGAUUUAGGCACUAAUGUAAAUGAAGUUUAUGAAUAUACGUCAAUAGAGCUCCCAAAUUUAAGAAAAGGCUCAAUAAAGCGAAUAAUAGUUGAGCAGCUUAAGCCACAAAAGCCUAUUCAAAAACCACUAUCUCGUGUAGAAGCAGCGCGAUCUCGUGAAAGUAUGAAAUCGACUGCUACCUCAAAGCAUGAAGAAGAGAAUGGUGAAAGCACAUUUGAAGAAGAAAUGCUACCUUAUUUACCUUUGUCUAACGCAGAAAUUGAUGAGGUCUAUUUAAGGAUAUUUCCUAGUGAAAAAGAAAACUCAAAAAAAUUCAUUGAAUUGUUGAAUUCUAUACCUAUUAUAAGGCAAUUAUUGACUGAAGAAAAUUUAAUAAAUUAUCUGAAAAAUGAAAAAAAUAAAGAAAAUCUUGAAAAUUAUUGGGAAAAUAUUGAAAAAAAUAUCAUUAUUUUGUUAGAAGAAAUCCAUAGAAAUUUCAAAAAUCAAGUUUUGACACUUUUUACUAUUUUUCUUAGAUUUUUUACAGCAACUGAAACAUCCACAAAUACUUUAUUUAAAGACAUAGUGAUUUUAUAUAAACAGCGCUAUCCGAAGAAAAUUAAUGCAUUCUAUGAAAAUCUAAAAAUUAAUAUGCCAGGAGGAGUUUAUAAAGAGCCAAGAUUUAAAAAGCAAACACAAGAUCAAAUGAAGCAAAGAAUCUUUAUCACUGAAGACACUGAGCCUAUUUCUAGAUACAGAGUGAUAGAAAAAGUUUAUGAAGCCCCUCCAGAUCAAGAAAAAACAGAAGAUCUUAAAAAAAGCCCAGGAAAAUCACAAAAAAUACUAAAGCGAAGCCUGUCUAAUGGGCUUCCCCAGCUUUCUCCUACAAUGCGUUACCAAGGGAUUUUCCAAGAAGCUAGAAAUCUAGAUAAAAGGCUAAAAGACUUAAAAAUCUACCAUAAGCGAGCAUCACAAAAAUUAGAAAAAUCAGCUUCAGCUGUCACAAGUCCCCAGCCUUUUAUGAAAAAAAUUUCAAGAUUAUCAACAAGAAUAAAAAAUAAUAUCCCGCAAAGCCCACAGACCGCUCAAAGUUCUAAAGACCGAAAAUUAAAGAAAACGCGAUUUAAGUCUGCACACAGUUCGCCACUAAAUUCUUUAUCAACAACAGCAUAUACAGUAAACACUUCUUCGCUUAUUAUAUAUACUUUUUGUGUUAAUUUUUCAUAUAAAUUAUCCAUUAUUUUUUUAAAAAAUUAAAUUAGAAAAUAUUAAAAAGUUAUUGGAAUAUCAUAA
Molecule: messenger RNA, 2835 nt
Organism: Blepharisma stoltei
Lineage: Eukaryota; Ciliophora; Heterotrichea; Heterotrichida; Blepharismidae
Source: the annotation of a GenBank genome assembly